AGGGCAUAUGUGUCAUCCACUGGUCUCCAUUCUGGAAGACCUGCUUCGCCAUUUCCUUUCGCGGCCUCGUCUUCAGUUCGAUUCGAGAGGGAUCGAGAGGAAGAGAGAUCACUGCGUUAGCGCAGUAAACCCUCGAUCUGGAAGCUAUUCUUCUCUCGCUUUCUGCAAAAUCAGAUAAUUCCUCCCUUUUCGCGCUUUUUUGGGAAGUUCCCCGAUCGCAAAACCCUAGAUUUAGUCGUUGCUUUCUGGUUUUUAAGUGUAUUGUUCAUCUCUCGAUUUUUAAGGAGAGAUCUUUUGUUGGUUUGCCUUUGAUUCGUCCGUCUUCGCGCGGGAGGAUUGCUUUGUGUAGAAGAUGAAUCCUCGUGGUAGAUUUCCUCCGCCUGGGAUGGGGAAUGGCCGAGGAGGUAGCGGAAGUGCAAACCCUGGUUUCUAUCCGAGGACUCCUCAGCAGCAGCAGUACGUGCUGCGGAGCCAUGUGCACGGGCAGCCGGGUCCGCAGUUCCAGCACCAGUAUCAGCAGCAGCAGUGGUCGAGGAGGAACCUUCUGGGAGGUGACUCCGGUGAUCGGGAACCAGCGCAAUCUGUUCAAUCCGAGGAGAUUGAUUCUAGUUCCCAAGAUUGGAAGGCACAAUUGAACAUACCACCUUCUGAUACACGCUACAAGACAGAGGAUGUAACUGCAACUAAAGGGAAUGAGUUUGAGGACUAUUUCCUGAAGCGAGAACUUCUUAUGGGCAUAUACGAGAAGGGUUUCGAAAGGCCUUCACCUAUUCAAGAAGAAAGCAUUCCUAUUGCACUCACUGGCAGCGACAUUCUUGCUAGAGCUAAAAAUGGGACAGGAAAGACUGCUGCAUUUUGUAUUCCUGCACUUGAAAAAAUUGACCAAGAUCUUAAUGCAAUUCAAGUUGUGAUAUUGGUUCCCACUAGAGAAUUAGCUCUUCAGACAUCGCAAGUUUGUAAGGAACUUGGAAAGCAUUUGAAGAUUCAAAUUAUGGUUACUACUGGCGGGACUAGCCUGAAGGAUGACAUUAUGCGUUUAUAUCAACCUGUCCAGUUGCUGGUUGGAACUCCUGGUCGAAUACUUGAUCUUACAAAAAAAGGGGUCUGUGUCUUGAAGGACUGCUCAAUGCUUAUCAUGGAUGAGGCUGACAAGCUUCUUUCUCCAGAGUUUCUGCCAUCAAUAGAACAUGUUAUUCAGUUUCUUCCUGCUAAUAGGCAGAUUUUAAUGUUUUCAGCGACAUUUCCUGUAACUGUUAAGGAUUUUAAGGACAGAUACCUUCCGAAACCAUAUAUUAUCAAUCUCAUGGACGAACUCACACUGAAGGGAAUAACACAAUAUUAUGCUUUUGUUGAAGAGAGGCAGAAGGUUCACUGCCUCAAUACCCUUUUUUCAAAGCUUCAAAUUAAUCAAUCUAUUAUUUUCUGUAACUCUGUUAACCGGGUGGAGCUACUAGCAAAGAAAAUUACUGAGCUGGGUUAUUCUUGCUUCUAUAUUCAUGCUAAAAUGUUGCAAGAUCACAGAAAUCGUGUUUUCCAUGACUUCCGCAAUGGUGCAUGCAGGAAUCUUGUUUGCACUGAUCUCUUUACAAGGGGAAUUGACAUUCAGGCUGUUAAUGUUGUCAUUAACUUUGAUUUCCCAAAGAACGCUGAAACAUAUCUUCACAGAGUUGGCCGUUCAGGAAGGUUUGGUCACCUUGGUUUAGCUGUCAAUCUUAUCACCUAUGAGGACCGGUUUAACUUGCAUCGGAUUGAACAAGAACUUGGAACAGAAAUAAAACAGAUUCCUCCACAGAUUGAUCAGGCUAUAUACUGCCGGUGAUCUGCAACAGUUAUGAGUGACAUUUUCACGGUGAAUAAUUAGAGAGCUACCUUUAUACAUUGGCACAUCAAGGUUUCUUUUGUCACCUUGUAUUGCUGCCCUAGUUGAAUCUGAUGGCUAAAUGGCGAUACUAUGCCCCCCUCGUAGUUUUGGCUAUUUGGCAACUUUGAUCAUGGCCAUUAUUAACUUAAUAUGUUGUUGUAUUCAGAAAUAGAUUCUCUUAGCUCACAGUUUAGGAAAAGGCAUUAAACUGUUGUGCAUAUACUGGCAAAGAGUUGAUUGUUGCUUCAUGUUAUCUGUCAAAUGCAGACAGUUAAAGACCGCCAAGUUGUGGAUUGAAUGGGUAGUGUGUUAAAUCCUGAAUACCGAAAUACUAGAAUAUUAUCUUGCUUUGUAGGAUUAUGACAUAAACCCUUGUUUGAACCUGUUUUUGUUUUGUAUUUUGAAGUCCUGUAUAUUAUUUUA
This is a messenger RNA of Zingiber officinale, 2284 nucleotides long. Its product is annotated as DEAD-box ATP-dependent RNA helicase 6-like. The transcript has 10 exons. The coding region runs from base 353 to 1819 and encodes 488 amino acids. The record is from RefSeq and is a predicted model, not a curated record. Gene Ontology annotation, biological process: cytoplasmic stress granule assembly; P-body assembly. Lineage: Eukaryota; Viridiplantae; Streptophyta; Magnoliopsida; Zingiberales; Zingiberaceae. Gene Ontology annotation, molecular function: mRNA binding; RNA helicase activity; ATP binding. Gene Ontology annotation, cellular component: cytoplasmic stress granule; P-body.